UUUCGGAGCCGCGUAUCGGUAGUCGCGAGACGAGGCAGUCGGUGACGGGUUGCGGUCGUCUAGUGUGGCGUAGUGUGAACAGUUUUUCGGUCGCCUCUUCCCCCCUUGUGUUCAAAAUGAGCUGGCAGGAUUACGUCGAUAAGCAGUUGCUCGCGUCUAGAUGUGUUACCAAAGCGGCGAUUGCCGGACACGACGGCAACGUAUGGGCGAAAUCCGAGGGCUUCGAAGUAAGUAAAGAAGAGCUCGCGAAAUUAGUGCAGAGCUUCGAGGAGCAAGACAUCCUGACGUCGUCGGGCGUUACCUUAGCCGGCAGCAGGUACAUCUACCUGUCGGGCACGGACCGUGUGAUAAGGGCAAAACUUGGCAAAAUCGGCGUACACUGCAUGAAGACGACGCAGGCAGUAGUUGUCUCCCUAUACGAGGACCCCAUACAGCCGCAACAGGCCGCAUCUGUCGUUGAAAAAUUGGGCGAGUACCUCGUGUCCUGCGGCUAUUAGUAACCUCUGGGACCCAACACAAAUAUCUAAUAUUAAUAAUAAACGAUAUCGGUCGAUUAUUUUAAUGAACAGCGAAUGGAAUGCGCCAUGCCGCACGAGUCGCAUCGGAACUGCCGCAAGCCCUGCCACGCGACAACCCACGAAUGAAGAACAGCAACAAUAGCAACAACACACAGAGCGACGACAGUAGUAACCACUGCUCCAGAGUCAUCAUUCUCUUCUCUUCGAUUUCUAUUUUUUUUUCCUUUUUUUUUCCUCGCCCUUUUGACGCGACGCGCGGAGAACGGGAAGGAAGAGAGGCACGCGCGCGAAUCCACGCACGCCCGCACCAUACGUAAACAACGACGCACCCCCUUCUUCCCCUCUCCUUUCUCUCGCGCAAUCUGGCAUUCUUGCGCCCUCUCCUUAUCUCACCCCUUCCCGGAGCUCUCCUCUCAAACGACAAGACACGUAUACGUACUUAAGCAUCUACGUGUAAGAUCCUCGUAGGCGCGUGUACUCGGUGAUGCGUGACAGGCGCGAACGUCGGAAAACGUGUAUCGGCACGUACGAUCGAUAACGCCGAUAUCCCGAUGUCAUUGUGCCACACAUGUGCUCUCUAUGCUUCGAAACUUUGCGAACGAACGGCUGUGACGAUGCGCGAGAUCGCGCAUCCGAGGUGAAGAUCGAUCAGUAGCGGAAUACCGUACGGAUAUAAAGUGACGAUUAUUGCGCGUCACGCGCGAUGACAUCGAUGACAUUGUUGCGUAGGGUUGCUGCGGACCACGCGCGCGCCUGUUGUCCUCGAAGGGAAGCGCAAAAGCACGCGAGAGCGCGAUAGGUUGCGACGAGCGCAGAUUCUUCGCGAUCAUGUCCGAUCGGAGGGUCUUUUUCCCAUCGAGAAAGAGAAGAGAUAAAAGCAGCAACACGAAUCGCGAUGAAUUAUGAAGCGUGCGUCGCAAUUUGUCGCGCAAUUUGACGAGGGCGACGUCGCACUUUCACUCUUCGUUCGGUUUCUUCUCCGGAGGGGAAGCGCGGUCGCUUCCGCGCGAGAAAUUCGGACGUCCUGGAUUCAAGGACGCGCGUCCGCGGGUCACGUGCGUGCGAUGCGCGAGGAAGCGAUCUCGGCCUUUUCUUGUAUCAUACACUCAACACACCCGCUUUGUUCACGUAUCCAGCUUCACGCGCGCACAAAGUACAUCGAUUGACGGAUAUUAAAGAGAGAGAGAAAGAGAGAAGAUGCGAAAGAAAAAUGGUGAGAAUGAGAGCGGAAAAGAGAGAAAUACGCGACACGUCAAAUUUUUGUGACCGCUUACGUGAUGUUUCGCUGAUGGAAAACGAUACACACAUACACACAUAUACACGUAUGAAUUAAAUAUAAGAAGUAAUGAUAAUAAAUAAUAAUAAACUAUUGUGUGUUAGGCUUACAAUCUUUUUCGUAGGGCACGAAAGGGUGAGCGCGCGGACGAGAGAAUGAGAGAGGAGUAAAAGGUAUUGUGAAUGUUAAGGAAACUUGGAGAGAGAGAGAGAUAGAGAUUGAAAAAGAAAGAUAGAGGUAGAGAGAGAGAGCGCAAGUGUGAGGAACGUUUGAGGGAUGAAAGUGAGAGUGAGAGGGAAAGUGAAAACGAGAAAUGCAGAAUGAGAGAUGAAAUAAUGGUUGAUGAUCGGAAAAAUUGAUGGGGAAGAAAAGGAAGAUUUUAAAACUGAUAGUGUGAAAUAAUGAAAAGAAGAAAACGAGGUGAGGGAGAGAGGGAGAGAAAGAGAGAAGUGAAUGAGAGAGUGAAAGAGGGAGAGGGAGAGAGAAAGAGAGAAGUGAAUGAAAGAGAGAGGGAGAGAAAGUGAAAAGGAAGCAAGUACGAAAGUAUAAUGAUGGCGAUAACAAUGGUGGCGGCGAU
Molecule: messenger RNA, 2371 nt
Organism: Camponotus floridanus (Florida carpenter ant)
Lineage: Eukaryota; Metazoa; Arthropoda; Insecta; Hymenoptera; Formicidae
Product: profilin
Exons: 3
Coding region: 117-497 (126 amino acids)
Cellular component (GO): cell cortex
Molecular function (GO): actin monomer binding
Source: RefSeq, a predicted model, not a curated record